Molecule: messenger RNA, 5273 nt
Organism: Monodelphis domestica (gray short-tailed opossum)
Lineage: Eukaryota; Metazoa; Chordata; Mammalia; Didelphimorphia; Didelphidae
Gene: BRD3
Product: bromodomain containing 3
Biological process (GO): regulation of DNA-templated transcription; chromatin remodeling
Cellular component (GO): chromatin; nucleus
Source: RefSeq, a predicted model, not a curated record
CUGCCCCGGUGCGGGGUCCGGCUCCAAACUACGACUCCCGCCAGGCCAUGCGCCGUAGCGCAUGAGCCCUACAUAGCUCUAGCGCAUCUAUUAUGCUGCCUUGCCGAGGAUAAAAAGAAGAGCAACCGGAGGGACUAUAAGGCAAACGUUGCUGAAGCUGCCGGGGCAAACAACCAGCCCUCUAGAUUUGGUUUUCUGCUUUACUUUGUUUUUAGUGUUCAACAAUAAGAUGGGGUCAGACCCAGGAAAAAGGUGCACCUCAGAGAAUGCCUUUUGCCCCCUUGAAGGCCACUGAAAAUAUUGGUGGACAGAAGUUGAUGAAGUGUGUUGGAGAUCCAGAAGUCUUAUGAAUAUACAAAAGAUUCACAAGUCCUUGGAAACUUUCUGGAGUUUGUUGCAAGAGCACUGAAUUUGGAGUCAACAGGCCUGGGUUGCAAUCCCAGGUCUGCCACUUACUAUCCGUGUUACUUGACUUUAAAGUUGCAUGGUUGGGCCCUGGAAAUGGGAUGUCAAUCCUAUUCGGGGAGCAUAAAGAAAGAAAGAGAAUCUCCUAGCUGCUGCUGUGACAGUAAGUGAGAUAGAGACUUCAGAAAAUGUCGACGGUAACAUCAGCGAUUCCGGCUCCUCAGGGCCCUGUGAAUCCGCCCCCCCCAGAAGUCACCAACCCUAACAAACCUGGGAGGAAGACCAACCAGCUGCAGUACAUGCAGAAUGUUGUGGUGAAAACUUUGUGGAAGCACCAGUUUGCUUGGCCCUUCUAUCAACCAGUAGAUGCAAUUAAAUUGAAUUUACCUGAUUAUCAUAAAAUAAUUAAAAAUCCAAUGGACAUGGGGACUAUUAAGAAGAGACUGGAAAACAAUUAUUAUUGGAGUGCGAGUGAAUGUAUGCAGGAUUUCAACACAAUGUUUACAAAUUGUUAUAUUUAUAACAAGCCCACAGAUGAUAUAGUCCUCAUGGCCCAAGCCCUAGAGAAAAUUUUUCUGCAGAAGGUAGCCCAGAUGCCCCAAGAGGAAGUGGAAUUAUUACCACCAGCUCCUAAGGGCAAAGGUCGAAAACCAGCAGCAGGAGCACAGAGUACAGGAGCACAGCAAGCCGCAGCCGUGUCCUCUGUUUCCCCACCGACUCCCUUUCAGAAUGUCCCUCCCGCUGUCUCCCAGACGCCAGUGAUUGCAGCAACUCCAGUGCCAACCAUCACUGCAAAUGUCCCAUCUGUCACGGUCCCUCCCACUGUGGCCCCACCUCCUCCUGCCACUCCCAUCAUGCCUGUGGUUCCGCCAACACCACCCGUAGUGAAGAAAAAGGGAGUGAAGAGAAAAGCAGAUACAACCACGCCGACAACCUCAGCAAUCACCGCCAGCCGGAGUGAGUCGCCCACCCCGCUGUCAGACCCAAAACAGGCCAAGGUGGUCGCCCGACGAGAGAGUGGAGGCCGACCCAUUAAACCACCAAAGAAAGAUCUGGAAGAUGGGGAAGUCCCCCAGCACGCGGGGAAGAAGGGCAAACUCUCAGAGCACCUCAAGUACUGUGACAGCAUCCUCAAAGAGAUGCUUUCUAAGAAACAUGCUGCCUACGCCUGGCCGUUUUACAAGCCUGUGGAUGCAGAGGCUUUGGAACUCCAUGAUUAUCACGAUAUUAUCAAACACCCCAUGGAUCUCAGUACUGUUAAAAAGAAAAUGGACAGCCGAGAGUACCAGGAUGCACAAGGCUUUGCAGCCGACAUACGGUUAAUGUUCUCGAAUUGCUACAAGUACAAUCCUCCGGACCAUGAGGUGGUGGCCAUGGCCAGGAAACUUCAGGAUGUGUUUGAGAUGAGAUUUGCAAAAAUGCCUGAUGAACCUGUAGAGGCACCCCCUCCAGCACCUCCAGCUGCACCUGUGGUCAGUAAAAGCACAGAGAGCAGCCAUAGCAGUGAGGAGAGUUCCUCCGACUCGGACAGCUCAGACUCGGAAGAAGAGCGAGCGACCAGACUGGCAGAACUCCAGGAACAGCUGAAGGCGGUACAUGAGCAGCUAGCUGCUCUGUCCCAGGCACCUGUGAAUAAACCAAAGAAAAAAAAAGAGAAAAAAGAGAAAGAGAAAAAAAAGAAGGACAAAGAGAAAGAGAAGGAGAAAGAGAAGCACAAGGUGAAAGCCGAGGAGGAGAAAAAAGCAAAGGUGGCUCAGCCGACCAAACAAACCCAGCAGAAGAAAGCACCAGCUAAAAAAGCCAAUAGUAUGACGACUGCAAGCAGGCAACCUAAGAAAGGUGGAAAGCAGGCGUCUGCCUCCUACGACUCGGAUGAGGAGGAAGAGGGUUUGCCAAUGACCUACGAUGAAAAGCGGCAGCUCAGCUUAGACAUCAACCGGCUGCCCGGGGAGAAACUGGGCCGGGUGGUCCAUAUUAUUCAGUCCCGGGAGCCUUCCCUCAGGGACUCCAAUCCUGAUGAGAUAGAAAUUGAUUUUGAAACUCUGAAACCCACCACUUUACGAGAACUGGAGAGAUAUGUCAAGUCAUGUUUACAGAAAAAACAAAGAAAACCAUUUUCUGCAACUGGGAAAAAGCAAGCAGCGAAAUCUAAAGAAGAGUUAGCUCAGGAAAAGAAGAAAGAGUUAGAAAAGAGACUACAGGAUGUGAGUGGGCAGCUAAAUAACAACAAGAAACCUGCUAAAAAAGAAAAAUCUGGUUCUGCCCCCUCUGGAGGUCCAUCCCGUCUUAGCAGUAGCAGCUCCUCAGAAUCUGGAAGCAGCAGUUCAAGCGGAUCCAGCUCUGACAGCAGUGACUCAGAAUAAACUCUGGACUUUUAAAAAGAAAAAAUGGACAUCGCACACAAUAAUAACUCUGCAGUGUUCCCUUCUAUGGUUAAUAUACUACUUUUGUUCCAUGGUGUGCAGGUUUUCUUUUUUAAUUCAGUGUUAUAAAUGAUAUCUUCCAAUUUUUGCUUUAAUAGGUCAAAAAUCUUUUUUUGUGUGUGUGUGUAUUGGACUUUAUGAAAAAGGAGUUAACUCUGCAUAAAGUCUUUUUAAUCUUGUCUGAAGCUGAUUGCUUGGAAAUAGCAAGAACUUCAAAUAGUAAUGAUAUACACUCAUAGAAAAAACCUUCAAUAUGUGGUCUAAAAGUUCUUGCAAAAAUCCCUUUUCUUAUACCCAACCUGGCCUUCAAUCCCAGAAGGAAUUUUUAAGGAAACUUCUGUAAAAUGGUACUGUAUCCAAAAGAUGUUAGCUUUGGAAAUAGAUGUCGUAUUUGUUAUUAGCACUAGUAUUCUUAACCUCAAGUCUACAGUGUAAUGAAAAUAUCCAAUGCUAUCAUCUUUUUUUUUUCCCCAUUAGCACGCUCAUGCGGUGGGUAGAUGAUGACAAUGUACCUGUUUUGUGAAAACCAGGGCUGGGUCUAAGUAAAGGGGAGAGAGCUAUAUACAGCUCCAAACCUGAGAAUUGAGCGGGUGUGGGGGGGGUCGAUGGGAAAACGGGGUGUGGAUAUUGAAUUUUUCAAUCCUUGUGACUACAGGAGCUCCUAGGAGGGAACGCCACUGCUGUGUCAUGCAGAGUGCAGGUUUCCAAACACUGAAACUUUUACCUCAACACAGAAAAAAAAAAGAAAAAAAGGAGACUUUUUUUGUAAGGCUCAGCAAUUUUCUACGACAGUCCAGCCUAAUGCGUAACCUGCACUGCUGCAGCGCACUCCAUAACCAUUCUCCCUUAUUUCAUGUAUAUAUAAAUACUUUAUUUAUUAACAUCAUUGGUCAUUUAAAAAAUAACAACAAAGAAACUGCAUAAAAAUAACAGCAAAAAUGCAGACCUUUUUAAAUGAUAUGAACAAAAGAUAAGACUCUGAGACCCUAUUUAAAUAUGUUGGACUUUUAACCUACAGGUGCUACAGUUUCCUGUUGCCUGUGUUGGUGCUCAAUCAUGUUUAUGUACUCUCAUUCUUCUUCUUCUCCUUCUUCUUUGUCUUUUCUUCUUCCUACUACUACUACUACUUUUUUUGGGUUCUUUUUGUACAGAAUUUAGAGACUUACAGGUAUAGAUAACUUCCAGCUGCAGCACAUUAAAAUUUUUUUGUUUCGUUUGUUUUUCUUUCUUCUUUUUUUUUUUGUAUUUGCCACAGGUCUCUUUAGGACAGUUUUAAAAUAAAUCAAUUUAGGGAACCCCCAGUUAUAUAAUAUAAACUUUGUAAUCUGAGAAAAAAAUGUAUAGUAAAUCGAAGUCAUGAUUUUUAACUUUUUAUUGUAAAAAAUAAUAAUAAUAAUAUACAGAGUUUAACAGAAGGUUAUGUUUUGUUUUUGUCUUUCCAGCAGGCUGCCACACAGCCUUUAGCACAGGGAUGCCCCAAUUUGUCCAGAUGAGGGUCAGGCAUUGAUUGGCAAAGGGCCAAGAAUGAAAUGAUCAUGCCCACUUUGUAUAAAAAUUGUAGUCCUUGGCCUUUGGCAUGAUGGUAUGACCCCCAGAGGCUAUAAGGCCCAGGCUUGUAGCAAUAGAGGCAGGAAUGUCCUGCCCCUUGGAGACCUAGGCUCUCCACAAGUGCUUCCUCUCUGUUUGGAGGUCGUUGUCUCUGGGCUCCUUCAUAUGCCUCUUUAGGCUCCCUGCUCCAUUGUUUUACACUUUAGCGCAAAAGUUACUGUAUCAAAGCCUAAUUUUCACUUAACUUCAUGUAAUAAAAUCAAUGAAUUGAGUAUUGGAUGGGAAUUGACAUAGUGACAUUCAAUGUUUGGACUAUCUUUUCAUGAAUCUCUAGAUGAUACUACCCACCAGCAUUUCAAUAGAAUCUUUGUGAAUGAUAUAUUAAUUUAGUAGGGAAAACUUUGUUUUUUUAAAUCUCCUCUGACUCUACCACCUACUCUUAAGUUCUGUCAUAUUGUGAUGAGGAAAUGGAUGAAGGAAUAUCAGUUGUUUAAUUACUGGGUUUUUGUUUUGUUUUUUGCUUUUAGAAAAACUUAACAUGCAAAAGGGAGUACUGAGCCAGUUUACUAAAACUUUUACUCAUCUUUGUUGUUCUAGAAAUAGUUUUUAGUUUACCAUUUUACAAUUUUACCCUGAUUUUAAAAGAUAUUUUAUAAAAAGAUUUAAAGGCUGUAUUUAAACUAUUACUUCGAGAGAAUGAAUGGACAAAUAAGUCUUAAUUAUGGUAUUAUUUGUAACAUCUAUUAUAGAACAAAUCAAACAUUCUAAAGUGGAAUAUAUAUUGCAAAAUUAAUGCCAAGAGAUAAGAAUAAUGACUUCUUAUGAGUCUUCCUUUUGUGGCUUCAGUCACUAAUAAGGAAUGGAAAAAGUUUCACUUGUGUGAAAAAAUGAGGUGAA